GCUGCGGCCGGACCCGGCUGGCUGGCUGGCUGGCUGGCGGCUGGCUGGCUGGCUGGCAGGCGGGCGGGCGGAGCCGGGCCCGCGGGGCUGCGGGACGCUCGGGGCUAUCGGGCCGGGCUGCGGGCGGCGCCAUGGGCUCUCGUGUCCAGCCUGGGUUCCAGCCUUGCUGAGCCGUCCCCAUCAAGACCUUCCUGCAGAGGCCCCCCCCCACCCCGGCUCAAGUGCUAACCAUGUCCAUCAUGGACCACAGCCCCACCACCGGUGUGGUCACGGUCAUCGUCAUCCUCAUCGCCAUCGCUGCCCUAGGGGCCUUGAUCCUGGGCUGCUGGUGCUACCUGCGGCUGCAGCGCAUCAGCCAGUCAGAGGACGAGGAGAGCAUCGUGGGGGAUGGCGAGACCAAGGAGCCCUUCCUGCUGGUGCAGUACUCGGCCAAGGGACCGUGCGUGGAGAGGAAGGCCAAGCUGACCCCCAACGGCCCUGAAGUCCAUGGCUGAGCUGGGAUGCGGAGGCUCCUGGGCCUGUCUGCCGCCAGCCAAGAGGUGCAGUAGGAGCGAAACCACAGACGUGCUGCCAUCUGAGAGGAAGGGUUGACACUUGCUGGCAUGGCCUCGCCGGACUUCGUCAUCGCAUGCACCGACUCCUGGGGUCCUGGCGGUCCUGAGCCAGGGCUCAGGGGCACUGGGCAACCCCUCAGCCUCCUGGUAGGACUGCCCAUUGCAGGCAGUGGGCAGGCCUGACCUUGCUGGGGCUCAUGGCCCCACAGCGCUUUUGUUACUUGAAUGUUUAGCUGAGCCUGUUUUUGAUGGAGCUACUACUGUAACGCGUGAACUCACAAGCCUGUGAACUGUAAAUAGGCCCCAGAGCACG
This is a messenger RNA of Kogia breviceps (pygmy sperm whale), 867 nucleotides long. The record is from RefSeq and is a predicted model, not a curated record. NCBI's taxonomy places the organism in Eukaryota, Metazoa, Chordata, Mammalia, Artiodactyla, Physeteridae.